Messenger RNA from Parastagonospora nodorum SN15, 1389 nucleotides. RefSeq lists its product as hypothetical. Gene Ontology annotation, biological process: transmembrane transport. Gene Ontology annotation, cellular component: membrane. The coding region runs from base 1 to 1389 and encodes 462 amino acids. The transcript is spliced from 4 exons. The record is from RefSeq and is a predicted model, not a curated record. Gene Ontology annotation, molecular function: transmembrane transporter activity. NCBI's taxonomy places the organism in Eukaryota, Fungi, Ascomycota, Dothideomycetes, Pleosporales, Phaeosphaeriaceae.
AUGUUCCUAAAGGAGAUUGAUCUGGAACCAGAGACGAAAGAGCGUAUCUCUUUCAACUCGCAUAAUCAAAGAUACAAAAAUGACAUUCUAGACAUUGCAAACAUCAUCGAUACAUCGAACACCUCCAUCCCAUCUGAACGUGACGAUGCAGAAACCCGUCGAAUCAUCCGCAAGAUCGACGUUCGUCUUUUACCCACACUCGCGGUCAUUUACGCCUUUGCACUCAUCGACCGCGUCAAUCUGCCCAACGCACGAAUUGCCGGCAUGGACGUCGAUCUGCAACUCUCUGUCGGCUCGCGCUAUUCGAUUUUGACGAUGAUAUUCUUCAUACCGUACAUCAUCUUUCAGUUUCCUGCGAACAUCUUCAUACGCUAUCUUGGACCUGCAGUAUGGUUGCCAUCGCUCGUCGUAUGCUGGGGGGCGGUGACGAUCGGAAUGGGCUUCACUACGACUUGGCUUGAAGCAUUGGGCUGUCGAGUGGUUCUUGGAGUGCUGGAAGCUGGAUAUUAUCCUGGCUGCGUGUUCCUGCUGUCGUGUUGUGGGUUCUAUCUGCUUGCGUUGUUGGCGAGCGGCUUCAGUAAUAUAUUGGCUUGGGGACUGAGCGAGAUGAAGGGCUUGGGAGGCUUGAAUGGUUGGCAGUGGAUCUUCGCUAUCGAAGGCGUAAUUACCAUUCUCCUCGGUCUUUUUGGCUACGUGACUAUAAUAUCAUUUCCGGAUAAGGCAACGCAACCAUCCCCGAUAACCGGGAAGCCGUUCCUCACCGCUGCAGAAUCCAAAAUCAUCCUGGGCCGUAUCCAGCGUGACCGAGGCGACGCCAUUGCUGAGAAGAUGACAUGGUCUAGCAUUGCAUAUCACCUCCGCGACUGGAAGAUUUGGGAAUUUGCAUGGCUCUACUUUCUCAACAACGUAGUGGCAUACUCUUGGAGCUAUUUCCUCCCCAUCAUCUUGCGGAGCGACAUGGGCUACUCGGUAGCCAUGAGCCAAAUUCUGACAUUCCCACCAUACGUACUCGCUGCGGCGUGGAUGUUUGGGACUGCGUGGGUAGCGGAUCGUUAUCGAAAGAGAGGGCUAAUCAUCAUCUUCAACUGUGUGUGGGCAGCGAUAGGCGUUUGCCUGAUGGCAUACGUGUCAAAUGCGCGAGUGAGGUACGCUGGCGUAUUUCUGGGCGUGUCAGGCGCGAAUGCGAACGUGCCGAGCAUAUUGAGCUACAUGCAUAAUAAUAUCGUCGGUCAAACAAAAAGAUCAAUCGCAAGUGCAUUGCUGAUCGGAGGUGGCGCUUGUGGGGGUAUUGCAGCUUCGAACAUCUUCCGACAGCAGGAUGCGCCGAAGUACACGUAUGUCAUUCACGUUGUCUGCAACUCUGCGAGAUCGGCGUUAACGUGUUUCUAG